UCACAAGAUUAAAACAAACAUAAAAAAUUAUGACGUAAAAAUGAAGAAAGUUGGUCUUCUCACAAAUUGAAAGACGCAAGAAGUCUAACACACCAACAACACAUAAAUACAGAACGACACUUMAAUCUUACAAAUCCUUGUCAUAGCAGAUGAAUUACAACCAAUCACAAACGGUCGCUACCCAACCAACGGAACAAGACAUCUUGUGUGGGCGCGGAAGAUCCUACAUCAAGCAUCCCGGCAACGUGAAAUUCUCGAUCCUUGUCCGGUCAAACGUYCAGCGGUACACGGAGGCAUCCAGCCGCAUGAAGAAAGGAAUCGUGGUGGCAUCGCUGGUCGAUCAGCUCCUCGACGGGGGAUCCCGAUUCCUCACAAAAACAAACGCCGACCAGUGGACGGAGAUGACCGCGGACCAGAUACACCAGAAGGUGGGGCACGCAAUCCGUGCACAAAUCAAACAAUGGAAAAAGACCAGACACAGCAAAARAAAGCCAGAUAAAGAUUCURUUGUYCAGAGCGUCCGACAACAAGAUGAGCGAUCGGACGUUGGGCUCGAUUCGAACCCAACCACCGCUUUGCAUCCCCUCACUGAUCACGUCCCCACCAAUGACAGGCGGAACAUGGAGACGAACAAUCCGAUGAAUGUUUCCUAUCGAAGUUUCGAAGCAAACGAGGGGCGACGCAUUUCGGAAACAUCGACGACAUCAAUCGUAGCCCUACWUGGUGAUCACGCCGCUCCGUUCGUCCCGGUUGCACACCACGGCAGCCCCGCGUCCUUCCCCGCGAGGCGCCUCUCUUGUUACUACAAGAACCGCCCCAGCUUCCGCGCUUGCACGGAUUUCGAUCGGAUCGAAAACCGCCACGAUCUGACGAACGAAGAAGAAAUCAGCAUGGCGAGUUUCCGAUUCUAAGACCCACCGUGCCCGAGAACGGUUGMGACAAUUUUCCUAAUUUUUGAUACUAAUUUUUGACACAUAAUUUUGAUAACAAUAAUAUUACAGAUUUCUG
This is a messenger RNA of Pseudo-nitzschia multistriata, 1008 nucleotides long. Lineage: Eukaryota; Bacillariophyta; Bacillariophyceae; Bacillariales; Bacillariaceae. The record is from the annotation of a GenBank genome assembly.